AGUCACUGUCUCCAGACACAGUUCCGACAGCCCCAACGGCCUAGUGUUUGUCCGAGCAUGACAGUUACAUAUGAGAACUUCCAGAACUUGUGGAGCGAGGAGAAAAACCCAGAGACUGGAAAGGCGGCUCCUCCCCAGUCCUUCCUGUGGAAUGUCUUCUCGUGGACCCACCUCCUCCUCUUCUCCCUGGGCCUUGGCUUCCUGCUGCUGGUGGUUGUCUCUGUGAUUGGAUCCCAAAAUUCCCAGUUAAGGAGGGACCUAGGCACCCUGAGAGCCAGUUCAGAAAACCUCACCUCCUACAUGAAGGCUGAACUGCAGGCCCUGAACUCCAAGGGUGACAGCUUGCAAGAAAGGAUCAGUUCUCUGAAAGUGGACGUGGACGAUCACAGGCAGGAACUGCUGGCAGGCCGAGACUUGAGGCAGAAGGUGACUUCUCUGGAGAGUACAGUGGAGAAAAAGGAACAGGCCCUGAAAACAGAUCUUUCUGCAAUGAUGGAGCGUGUCCAACAGCUGGGGAAGGACUUGAAAGCCCUGUCGUGCCAGCUGGCCAGCCUCAGGAACAAUGACUCUAAAAGGACCUGCUGCCCCCUUCACUGGAUAGAACACCAAGGCAGCUGCUACUGGUUCUCUCAAACUAGGAAGUCAUGGCCUGAGGCUGACAAGUACUGCCAGCUGGAGAACGCUCACCUGGUGGUGGUCAACUCCAUGGAGGAGCAGAAUUUUCUACAGGAUAAGUUAGCCCACGUAGUCACUUGGAUGGGCCUCACAGACCAAAACGGGCCCUGGCGAUGGGUGGAUGGAACAGAACUGGAGAAAGGCUUUAAGAACUGGGCCCCAGAGCAGCCAGAUAACUGGUACGGACAUGGGCUUGGAGGAGGUGAGGACUGUGCUCAGUUCACCUCCGCUGGUAACUGGAAUGAUGACUCCUGCCAGAGGUCCUUCCGCUGGGUCUGCGAGGCAGAGCUGGCCAAGGCCGGCUAGGAGCUCCUCCACCUAACUUAUGUCUUCAGUGCCUUCAGCUGCUAAAGCCUGGAGCUUGGAAUCCUCCUACCCAGUCUCGACAUUCUUGGA
Microtus ochrogaster (prairie vole) is the source of this 1071-nucleotide messenger RNA. RefSeq names its product C-type lectin domain family 10 member A-like. Lineage: Eukaryota; Metazoa; Chordata; Mammalia; Rodentia; Cricetidae. The record is from RefSeq and is a predicted model, not a curated record.